AUGACAAAUAACGAUAACAUCAGUUUACCACCACCACCACCACCAAUAUUUCAACAACAAAAAUCUAUAUUUGAUGGCUUGUUAAAUAAUAGUGAAAUGUUGUUAGCCAUCUGGCUUACUUCGGACAUAAAUGAUAGAAUUAAAACAAAGUUACAGUAUAUAGCUGAUAAGCUGAAAAUAUUUAUGAGUACAGAUGAGUGUAUAAAAUAUAUGAAUGAAGAUGUAAGCGGCAAACCAAUAAAAAUCUUUUUAAUCAUAUCAGUUAAUGAAAAUAAUGAAUUAGACCUACUAAUUGAAAAUGUACAUGAUUUAAAUCAGCUGCAUUUAAUUUAUAUUAAUCAAAACGAAUCGAUGGUGAAAAAGAAGAAUUUUUCAAUAGAAAAAUAUUCAAAGGUGAACAAUCGCUUUUGACGACCAUUUCCAUGUCAAGUGAGACGAAAGAGAAUCUUUGUAGAAACCAAGACAAUCUGCUAUUUGUUGUCUCACCUCCAUAAGUACUCUGUUGACAUUAUAUAAUAUAGAGAAAAUAGUGUCCUGGGGUACCUUGACAAUAGAAAUGUUUCUGCAAAGCCAGAGUUCUACUCGUAGUUCUCAAUUUUCUUCAUCAGAACUCAACUUUUAUGCUAUAAAAAUAUCAUGUUCGGUAUUAAGAUCAAAAACUGGGUCGAGCAAUGCGUAUUUUCAUCCUAUACGAUUACUUUAGUUUUUGUCAAAUUUUCACGUUGAAAAAUUAUCAAGAUUUUCAUAAAAAAAAUGAAAAUCAGGGAAAAUUUUCGAAAUACACAUCGGUCGACCCAGUUUUUGAUCCUGGUCCCGAAUAUGAUAUUUUUACUGCAUAAAAGUUGAGUUCUGAUGAAGAAAAUUGAGAAUUAUGAGUAGAAUUCUGGCUUUCCAGAAACAUUUCUAUUGACAAGGUACCAGGACACUUUUUUCGCUAUAUUAUAUAUAAUAAAUUGUAGCUUGAGAAAUUCUCUAUCAGUUGAGGUAUUGGUUGAAUUUUCUCGUCAUGCCGUUAUUUUUUAGAUAGGACUUUAAGCUAGUAGAGACGACUAAAUUAACGUUAAUUAGUUAUUAACAGAAAGGAAAAAGCAAAAGUCUUCUGCUCCUUUCCUAUAUUAAUAUUCUCCGCGCAUUUCUCUAUCGAUCUAGAUGAGAGCCAAAUUUUUAUAAUGAAAGAGGAACGGCCAGGAAAUUUUUAAUAGUAGCCCUGUGCUCAAAAAUUUAACAUCAUUUUUUUCAG
Messenger RNA from Didymodactylos carnosus, 1240 nucleotides. NCBI's taxonomy places the organism in Eukaryota, Metazoa, Rotifera, Eurotatoria, Philodinida, Philodinidae. The record is from the annotation of a GenBank genome assembly.